Messenger RNA from Botrytis deweyae, 444 nucleotides. RefSeq lists its product as uncharacterized. NCBI's taxonomy places the organism in Eukaryota, Fungi, Ascomycota, Leotiomycetes, Helotiales, Sclerotiniaceae. Gene Ontology annotation, molecular function: ribonuclease III activity. Gene Ontology annotation, biological process: RNA processing. The coding region runs from base 1 to 444 and encodes 147 amino acids. The record is from RefSeq and is a predicted model, not a curated record. The transcript has 2 exons.
AUGUGUCUCAGAACUUUCGUGGAGAAUGAAUUGAAAUACAACUUCAAGGAAAAUCGAUUACUCGAGGAGGCACUUGUAACAAGCGGUGUUGUUUCUGGAAAAAGUUCGAUUGUCGAGCGACAGGGCAACAGAAGGCUUGCACUAAUUGGAGAUGCAUUGAUACGUCUUGAGCUUGUUCACAAUCGAUAUCUAGAGGGAGCAACUCUCGAAACUUCUCAAAGAUGUGUGUCCAAGAACGCAUCAAAUCGUAAUCUCGGGACGAUCGGUCAGCACAACGGUUUGGUGGAUCAAAUGGUUCUCCCAGCUAGCCAGCACGAACCAGCUGUAUACACCGUUGCAACAACAGUCGAAGCUCUGAUCGGAGCUAUCUGGUUAGAUUCGGAGCAGGAUUUUGACGUGGCUGGUAGAGCUAUUCGAGCAUUGCAUAUCGAACCAACACAGUAA